Molecule: messenger RNA, 2010 nt
Organism: Bombyx mandarina (wild silkworm)
Lineage: Eukaryota; Metazoa; Arthropoda; Insecta; Lepidoptera; Bombycidae
Gene: Rexo5
Product: RNA exonuclease 5
Cellular component (GO): nucleus
Molecular function (GO): nucleic acid binding; exonuclease activity
Source: RefSeq, a predicted model, not a curated record
ACUCGUUCACGUUAGCAGAUUCUACUUUUCAAACUAAAUAUACAUAGAGGUACUUUGGAACAGUAUACCUUAUUAUUUAUUUUAUAUAUCAUGAUUUGGCAUUAUUUAUCAUGAUUAUUUUGGCAAUACAGUCUAUCGUAGGUACAGCUUUAUAAAUUUCUGGAAAUUCAAACAAACUAAAGUUUGUCAACAUUUUACUAUUCUCUAACGAGAAAUAAAAGAAAAAUAACAUGAGCAAAAACAAUGGAACCGAAGCACCUGUUUGUAAAAAACCACGAAUGUCACGUAAAGGAAGCACCAAAUGUAUAGUCUCAUCAGACAAUAACUGUGAAGAACUCAAUUCUGACAAAACAUUAAAACCCGUUAAAAGUGUAAAGCACUUAGCUAAAUUUCGUUUCAAAAUUGCUGGAGAACAAGCAAGUCUAGAAACUAUAAAUGUUGAAAGGGUACCAUUAGUACUUACAGAUAUUCAACAUCUUCUACUCCAUUCCCUUUUAGGAAGCCUUAAUUUAUCACAGCCACCUCGGUGGUAUGUUUUAGAAAAAUGUGGCAAAAUCACCCAAACUACUUGCUUAAUUUUGGAAGGUGUUUCUGUUAAACACUUAGAAAACUAUUAUGAAGAUCUAACUUGCUUAAAAACAAUUUUUAAUCAUACCGUUGAAGUUCUCACACCAUCAGUUUAUAAUGGCUCACUAGUUCAAGAACUAGCUUUAGUACCAUUAACUGAACUAGAAAAAGAAAGCUUAAUACAGAAAUAUGGUUCUAUGAAUUUAGCUCUCGAGGUUAGAAAAGAUCUAAUGGUCAUGAUGAGAGCAAUUUUUCCAAUUGUUGAUCAGAGUGAAAGCACAAAUGAAAUAAGAUGCAAUGAUAAAUUUCCUAGAACACAACUUAUUCUAUCAGCUUGGCAGUUGUUAGAGGAAAAUUACCCUGUACCUCUGAAAGGUAAAUUGCAACACACAUAUUCAGAUUAUGUAAUGAGUAAAGAGGAAUAUACACCCGUAACAGCAACCUCACCACUAUUUGGUAUAGACUGUGAAAUGUGCAUUACAAAUGCUGGGUCAGAAUUAACUCGUAUAUCUGUAGUGAAUGAAAAACAUGAAGUUGUCUAUGAAUCCUUGGUUAAGCCCUACAACGAUAUAACAGAUUAUUUGACACGAUUUUCUGGAAUUACAAAGCCAAUAUUGAAUGAUGUAACAAAAAGACUUGAGGAUGUUCAAAAAGAUUUACGAGAACUUUUACCAUCAGAUGCUAUUCUUGUAGGUCAAUCAUUAAAUGUAGACAUGCAUGCUUUAAAAAUGAUGCAUCCAUACAUAAUUGAUACAAGCGUAAUAUUUAAUUUUAUGGGUGAAAGAUCUCGUAAACCAAAAUUAAAAUCUUUGGUAAAAGAACUAUUGAGAGAAGAUAUCCAAUGUGGCAAAAAUGGACAUUGUUCUGUAGAAGAUUCCUUAGCUUCAUUGAAAUUAGUGCAACUUAAACUCAGUAAAAACAUUGAAUAUGGAGAUGCAGUGCACACAAACAGAGAAAAAUUUAAAGAAAAUAUAAUAAAAAUGGCACAGUCUGAACAUUACACAAUCUCAAUAUUCAACCGCAUGAUGGAACACAAGAAAUCUUCUUUGAUUGUUGGAUGUGACAACAUUACAGGGGAUUACCACACAUACUUGUCUCAAGCAAAAGAAAAUAUGACAUCACAGUUAAAAAGAGGGAAAGGGAUGUCUAAAAAAAUUAAAUUGAAUACUGUUGAUACAGUUGACGAAGUGAUAUCAACUCUAUGUAAUGCUGUUUCUGAAUAUAAUUUUACUAUGGCACAUUUGAGAUUGAAAUUAGAUACUUCAAAUGAACUAGAGGAGAUUAAAAAAAUAGAUAAGUGGAUAAAAAGUGUGUGGAACAGUGUUGAGCAAUCAGCUCUGUGUAUAGUAGUGCUUGGAGGAACAACUGUAGACAAUGGCGUUGCUAUGAUAAGAGUUAAAGGGUCUUGACAUGCCUCAUUCUAUCGAAACUAUCAUUAAACGA